This is a messenger RNA of Hirundo rustica (Barn swallow), 1889 nucleotides long. RefSeq names its product orthodenticle homeobox 1 (gene OTX1). The transcript has 3 exons. Gene Ontology annotation, cellular component: nucleus. Lineage: Eukaryota; Metazoa; Chordata; Aves; Passeriformes; Hirundinidae. The record is from RefSeq and is a predicted model, not a curated record. The coding region runs from base 364 to 1371 and encodes 335 amino acids. Gene Ontology annotation, biological process: multicellular organism development; regulation of transcription by RNA polymerase II. Gene Ontology annotation, molecular function: RNA polymerase II cis-regulatory region sequence-specific DNA binding; DNA-binding transcription factor activity, RNA polymerase II-specific.
GUUGUUGUUUUGAUUUUUUUUUUAAUUAUUAUUAUUAUUUUUUCCUUCGUUUUUAUUUUUUUUCUCUCGCUUUGCCUGCGAUCUCUCGAGGACCUCGUGGCCGUGACGGCGGGACGGAACGAAAAAAACUCCUUUCACACCGACUUUGUGCUCCGUUUUUUAAUUGUCGUUGGCUUUAAUUUUUUUUUUCUUUUUUGCUUCUUGUUUGUGGAAUUUUUUUCGGGGGCUUUUUUUGUCAGUUAUUUUUUUUUUUUACUUUCAUCUCCCCGCUUCCCCGCACCACACAUUCGAUUUGAUUUUGAAUUUUUUUUUUUUUUUUUUUUUCCUGCGGGACUUUGGAGGAAAAACUGCCCGGCUUCUAGCAUGAUGUCUUACCUCAAACAGCCUCCUUACGGCAUGAACGGGCUGGGGCUGACGGGCCCCGCCAUGGACCUGCUGCAUCCCUCCGUGGGGUACCCGGCCACCCCGCGGAAGCAGCGGCGGGAGCGCACCACCUUCACCCGCUCGCAGCUGGACGUGCUGGAGGCGCUCUUCGCCAAGACCCGCUACCCGGACAUCUUCAUGCGGGAGGAGGUCGCCCUGAAGAUCAACCUGCCCGAAUCCCGAGUCCAGGUCUGGUUCAAGAACCGCCGCGCCAAGUGCCGGCAGCAGCAGCAGAGCGGCGGCGGGGCCAAGAGCCGUCCGGCCAAGAAGAAAUCGUCGCCCGCACGGGAGAGCUCGGGCUCGGAGAGCAGCGGGCAGUUCACGCCGCCGGCAGCGGCCUCCAGCUCCGCCUCGUCUUCCUCCUCCAGCUCGGCCUCCUCAGCCCCGGUGGGCGCCCCGGCCUCUCUCAGCACCCCGGCCUCGUCCAUCUGGAGCCCGGCUUCCAUCUCUCCCGGCGCGGCUCCCGCGGGGGUGACGGUGCCCGAGCCGCUGCCGCCGGCCGCCGCCUCCUGCAUGCAGCGGGCCGGCCCCGCCGCCUCGGCCGCCUCCGCCUCCUACCCCGUGUCCUACAGCCAGGGCGGCGGCUACGGCCAGGGCUACCCCGCGCCGCCCUCCUCGUCCUACUUCGGCGGCGUGGAUUGCAGCUCCUACCUGGCGCCCAUGCACUCGCACCACCACCCGCACCAGCUGAGCCCCAUGGGGCCCUCCUCGGUGCCGGGCCACCACCACCACCACCCGCUGAGCCAGAGCUCGGGCCACCACCACCAUCACCACCACCACCACCACCACCAGGGUUACGGCGGCGCGGGGCUGCCCUUCAACUCCUCCGACUGCCUGGACUACAAGGAGCCCGCCGCAGCCGCCGCAGCCUCCUGGAAGCUCAACUUCAACUCCCCCGACUGCCUGGACUACAAGGACCAGGCGUCCUGGCGUUUCCAGGUCUUGUGAGGGACCGGUCACCGUCCCCCGUCCCGAGCUGCCGCUGACCCCGCGCCCGGGGACUCCCCACGGCCUCCUGGGCAGGACUCUGGCUCUUCCUCCUCCUCCUCCUCCCUCUUGGUUAGCGGCGAUGCCCUGGGGAGGUCCCGCCGCCCCCCAUCUCUACUGACUGAUAUUUAUUUGCUUCCUGCGCCGUUACACCAGGUUUAUUAUAAUCGUUAUUUUUUUAAACGCGACAGAAGAGGAGUUUAAAAAAAAAAAAAAAAGAACAAAACGAAAAGAAAAGAAAAUUUAAAAGCCUAGCGUGUCCCCUGCUGCCCCAGCCCAGGGCAGAGGCGCAGGCUGGCUCCUGCCCUGCCAGUGCCCACCCCCGGCUUUGUGCGGGGACCCUCAGCCCCGGCUCGCCGGUCCUGUGCAGCCUCUUGCCGCGGGGAGCGGCGGGGAUGAUGUAAAUACUCGGUCCGUUCCAGUGACCACGAUUAUUUUUAGUUGAUGCUGUUGGGCUGGCGUUUAUCUAGAGUCUAACA